Hibiscus syriacus is the source of this 276-nucleotide messenger RNA. RefSeq names its product auxin-responsive protein SAUR50-like. The transcript has a single exon. Bases 1 to 276 code for a protein of 91 amino acids. The record is from RefSeq and is a predicted model, not a curated record. Lineage: Eukaryota; Viridiplantae; Streptophyta; Magnoliopsida; Malvales; Malvaceae. Gene Ontology annotation, biological process: response to auxin.
AUGGCUCUCAAGAAACCAACCAUCAAACAGAUUGUCAAAAAGUGCUCGAGUUUCGGUAAGAAACAUGGUUACGAUGAUGUACCUAAAGGCCACUUCGUUGUCUAUGUCGGAGAAAACAGGAGCAGAUACAUAAUCCCCUUAUCAUGGUUGGCUCACCCUGAGUUCCAAAACUUGCUUCCAAGAGCUGAAGAGGAGUUCGGGUUCUGCCACCACUCGGGCCUUACGAUUCCUUGCGAAGAAGUCGAUUUUCGAUCUCUAACGGCCAUGAUCGGAUGA